AUGGCUGAAUUCACACAGACAAUGAAUGGGCUCUCUACAGCUGCGCAGGAACAGGAGACGAAACAGAACAUCGGAAAAAUAACCUGCCUUAAGAUCUUCCUACUUUGCCUCGUUAUGUUCAGCCUCGUCGCGGUAGUGGCCGGGCUGUCGAUCUAUGUGUCACAGAUUCGUCAGUCUAAGGAAACCUGUCACCGAAACUACAAUGAGUUAAACUCAACCCUUCAAACCAAGCUUUCUGCGCUCAACUCAAAUCUGUCCGUUUUUAAACGAAAGCACAGCGAUAUCCAUCACCAGUUCACUGAGAUGGAAACGAAGUACAGAUCUGUCAUCGAAAGCAAGGCUCGAAUCUGUAAUUUUUGGACUAGCAGCAGAGAGCAAACGUGUUCCAAGGACUGGGUCACAAAUACAGACCGGUGUUAUUACGUAUCCACGUUUGAAACUUCAUUCCCAAGAGCAAUGAAUACCGUCCAUGGUCUGAUGUACAAGGUGACCUCCGGAAGUUCCUCCUGCAGUGAAUGCACUUCGAGUGGAGGGAGUGACUAUUGCCUUCAUGAUAAGCACCAUUUCAUCUGCGAGAAGUCCGCCCCCUGCUGUCCGGAUAUUCCUGAAAAGAUCCAGGUUCUCUGUCAACAGCCCGGAGAGCCGACUAGAAUCAAAUGA
Messenger RNA from Hypanus sabinus (Atlantic stingray), 660 nucleotides. RefSeq lists its product as uncharacterized. NCBI's taxonomy places the organism in Eukaryota, Metazoa, Chordata, Chondrichthyes, Myliobatiformes, Dasyatidae. The transcript is spliced from 4 exons. The record is from RefSeq and is a predicted model, not a curated record. Bases 1 to 660 code for a protein of 219 amino acids.